GAUGUUCUAGCUGAAGUUGAGCUGGAACAAACAUAUUGGUGCUUAUGGAGACAGUACAUGUGCCUGUUUCUUUCAUCUUUUUUUCUGUUUCCUUUUUGUCUGGCCAUUCUAACUAUGGUGUCAUAUGUUUCCUUUACACCAGCAACAUCAAAAUACAGCCAUUUAGAUGAUAUGCAUGCUUUCCUAGCAAGCUAUGGCUUCAAAGGAGAGGCUCCGAGUUCUCUUUCUUACGUUUCUUUGUUGGAAAUUGUUACUAAUACUCACGGGAAGCCAAAUAGAUAUCCUAAGGUUUUGAAGAAUGGCAAGUGUUUGUACCUCGGAGUUGAUGAUUGUAGAAAAAAUGUUGGUACAACAGUCAUUGUUCGUGAUGUAUUUUACAACCAGCCAGUUAGAAGGAAGCAAAUGCACUCCAACCCGAAGAAGGUCUUGCAUUCUCUGAAAGAGUUUCUUCUCUUGUACAUCCUCUCCUUCAAAUUAUUGAGAUUGAAAGUGAGAAUGGCCUGUGUUGCACACGUGCUUCUCUUUCUCCAUGUCUACUAUUGUCCAGUAUCUGUUGCUAUAGGCAUUGGGACCUGCUAUGUCAAGGUGGAUGACAAAGGAUCUGGAGUCACGAGAUGGACUGGUGCUGAUGGGAGAAAGAUGUGGCCAAGUGUGAAAAUGAAUCUUCUUAACAUCUGAAAUAGCAAAUUACAAGGUCAAGGGGAGUGCACAAGUACACGCGAUGGGGAGUCAAAAGAAGAUGAUAUGCAUGCUUUCCCAGCAAGCUUUGGCCUUAAAGGAGAGACUCUGAGCUCUAUUUCUGAUGUUUCUUUGUUGGAAUUGUUACCAAAACUCACGGGAGGCCAAAUGGAUAUCGUAAGAUUUGAAGAGAGGAAGCUUUGGUGUCAUUCGAAUUGAUGAAGGACAAGUGGAGGAACAUGAGUGUGAUGACAAACGGCUGUGGUUCUAGAGAGAAAGCAAGGUUGGCUCUCAAAAGAAUGAAUCAAGCCCGUAAACAGGAUGAGAGGUCUUUAUCUAUCUCCACUAAGGCUUAAAGUGAUGAGGAAAUGGCUGAAGCAAGGCUAGCUACUACUUCUAGUGAUUCUCCACAGAUUCGUGGGUCAAAAAGAUCUAUCAUAAGUUUUUGGUCUUACUUUUUGCUGGAAGGACGACUAUCUCUAAGUGUUGCUGCUUUACUACUAUUAUAGAUUGGAAAAUCUUAUAAUGGAGGCUAUAAGCAACUUGAAGGAGCCGGGUGGUUCCAACAAGACUACUAUAGCAACGUACAUAGAGUUCUCUAGAGAGGCUGAUGUUGCACAAGCCUUUGCAGAAGCUGCAAUGAAAGCACUAUAAGGGAGAAGCACCCCCAACGAUGGAGUCGAACCCGGGUCUAUUGCUUAAAAGGCAAUUAUCCUAACCAUAGGACUACAAACACUUGCCUAUUGUAGAUUCUCAAGGCAUAAAUAUUAUCUAUACUAUCUAAAGACUACUCUUCCAACCUAUUCAUUAUGAAUCUUCAUGUAUUUGGGUCAA
Messenger RNA from Solanum tuberosum (potato), 1512 nucleotides. Its product is annotated as DNA mismatch repair protein MutL-like. Gene Ontology annotation, biological process: mismatch repair. The transcript has 14 exons. The record is from RefSeq and is a predicted model, not a curated record. NCBI's taxonomy places the organism in Eukaryota, Viridiplantae, Streptophyta, Magnoliopsida, Solanales, Solanaceae. The coding region runs from base 58 to 678 and encodes 206 amino acids. Gene Ontology annotation, molecular function: ATP-dependent DNA damage sensor activity; ATP hydrolysis activity. Gene Ontology annotation, cellular component: mismatch repair complex.